AUGUCAUCUUCUUCUUCUUCAUCUUCAUACAUUAAAGUUUCAUCGUAUACCGAUGAGCCAGUUGCCGCAGUAGGCUCCUUUUUCAACGGACUUUCGAUCCCAUCAUCAACUGAAUUUGACAUUUACAAAAACAAGAAAACCAACAACUACAUACUCCAUGGAGAAACGGACCAUUUAGAAUAUAAUGGUGACUCAGUCACUAACCAAGACUUGAAUGAUUAUGUGGUGGCCAUGUAUGAUCCCAACACCAAAUCGGUUGAGUUAUUCAAAGCGCCUUAUUUCCAAACUAAAGUAACGUCCAAACAGUACAAGGUCUACAAAGGACCAUCAGUUAGAUCUACUGGAGUUAAGAAUGUGACUCAAAGAAAUGCAUUGGGUGAAGCGUUUGGUACCAAGAAAGCCAAGCAAGCAAUUACUAAUUUGGAAAAGAAUAGAAUUGAUGCUGACAAAUUGCAAGAUAUGGAAAUGGACAUUAUUGAUAGUGUUCAGGAAUCAAUCACUGCUAGUAACAAUAGUGGCAGUAACAUGGGAUCCACAAGCAAGAAUAGCACUGGCCCACAAGCUGAUGAUUUCUCCAAUAGUCCCAUCCCUAAACCAAAUGUCGAUGCCACAAAUGUCGAAUACAUUUAUCCAAUCAAAUCAAUCAUCCCAGCAAAAGAUUGGAAUUAUAUUCGUGUUCAAUCAAUAUUAACCGAUUCCGACCCAAUCUCCCACUUCCCAUCAUCGCCUGAAUUCAUCAAGCAACAAUUACCCACAAUCAUUGACCAGGGCAAUUUGGAAAAACUACAAAUCUUGUACUAUACAUCGUUAUUAUUUGCCAUUUAUGAAAAUCGUCGCGUUAGUUCCAAGGAUCAAUUAAUGACCAAGUUAAACAAUACUCCAUCGGAAGCUCUAAUCGAUACCAUUUUACAAAACUUUACUAUUGCACGUACUUCCAAAUUUGGUAAAUCUAAAGAUCGUUCAUUUACCAUUGAUCCUCAUAAUGAAGAUAAAUUACUUUGUUAUUUAAUCAUUUUGAUUUUACAUUUAUCAAAUUUCUCGGUGGCUUUGAAUCCAUUGGCGAGGGAUUUGAAAUUGAAGCCCACUAAAUUGGUGGCAUUGUUUAGAGCUGUGGGCGCCAUUAUUAAAUCGGCCACGGUGGGUGAAGCUGAAGCGUUGGGUAUACCAAAGAGUAGUGUGGGUACGUACAAGAUUGCUCAUUUGAAAGUUCCUUUCAAAAUGCCGGAAUUGACAAGAAGAAGAGGCGGUGGAGGAGCCAGGAGGUGA
Molecule: messenger RNA, 1266 nt
Organism: Lodderomyces margitis
Lineage: Eukaryota; Fungi; Ascomycota; Pichiomycetes; Serinales; Debaryomycetaceae
Product: DNA-directed RNA polymerase I subunit
Exons: 1
Coding region: 1-1266 (421 amino acids)
Biological process (GO): transcription elongation by RNA polymerase I; RNA polymerase I preinitiation complex assembly; nucleolar large rRNA transcription by RNA polymerase I
Cellular component (GO): RNA polymerase I complex
Molecular function (GO): DNA binding
Source: RefSeq, a predicted model, not a curated record